This is a messenger RNA of Psammomys obesus (fat sand rat), 1557 nucleotides long. RefSeq names its product T-box transcription factor 22 (gene Tbx22). Lineage: Eukaryota; Metazoa; Chordata; Mammalia; Rodentia; Muridae. Gene Ontology annotation, biological process: cell fate specification; positive regulation of DNA-templated transcription; regulation of transcription by RNA polymerase II. Bases 1 to 1557 code for a protein of 518 amino acids. Gene Ontology annotation, cellular component: nucleus. The transcript has 8 exons. The record is from RefSeq and is a predicted model, not a curated record. Gene Ontology annotation, molecular function: RNA polymerase II cis-regulatory region sequence-specific DNA binding; DNA-binding transcription factor activity, RNA polymerase II-specific.
AUGGCUCUGAGCUCUCGAGCGCAAGCCUUCUCCGUGGAGGCCUUGAUGGGGAGACCCAGCAAAAGAAAAUCUCAAGACUCAAGAGAGGAAAUGCAGCCUGAGCUGCAGGAGGAGCGGUGCAUAGAGAAAGAAAAGGAGAUGUCGAGUGCUUCUGGGGACAGCCAGCAGCCUGCAGAAAAACGACCCAAGGCAGAAUCUUCAAAAACUGCUUUCUCCUGCUCUGGCGGCAAGAACAGCAGACAAGAAAGUCUGCAAGAAAAAAGUAUUAUCCAAGUGGAGCUUCAAGGAUUCGACUUAUGGAAGAGAUUCUACGAUAUUGGGACUGAGAUGAUCAUCACCAAGGCUGGCAGACGUAUGUUUCCUUCUGUUCGGAUCAAGGUGAAAGGGAUGGACCCAAUGAAGCAGUACUAUGUGGUUUUGGAUAUUGUGCCAGUGGAUUCCAAACGCUAUAGGUACGUGUAUCACAGCUCACAGUGGAUGGUAGCUGGGAAUAGUGACCAUUCGUCCAUCACUCCCAGAUUCUACGUUCAUCCAGAUUCCCCUUGCUCAGGAGAAAACUGGAUGCGUCAAAUCAUCUCCUUUGAUCGAGUGAAACUUACAAACAAUGAGAUGGAUGACAAGGGUCAUAUCAUUCUGCAGUCCAUGCAUAAGUACAAACCCCGUGUGCAUGUGAUGGAGCAGGACAGCAGGACUGACCUGUCCUUGAUUCAGCCCUUUCCUACUGAAGGAGUUAAAACAUUCUCCUUUAAAGAAACUGAAUUCACUACCGUGACAGCUUACCAAAACCAGCAGAUUACCAAACUGAAAAUAGACAGGAAUCCAUUUGCCAAAGGAUUUAGAGAUCCUGGGAGAAACAGGGGUGUAUUGGAUGGGUUUUUAGAGACCUACCCAUGGAGGCCUACUUUCAGUAUAGAUUUGAAAACUUUUGCUGCAGACACACAAAGUGGAAGCAGUGGCUCAUCUCCAGUGACCUCUAGUGGAGGAACUCCUUCUCCUCUGAACUCCUUACUUUCCCCAUCUUGUUCCCCACCUCUGGUUCACAUACCUCCAAGCUCCUUUGCAGUCACAUAUCCAGAGGCAUACCUGCCCAACAGCAACCUACCCUUCUGCUAUAGAAUUUGUUCAACUAAUUUUUGGCAACCACAACCUUUUGUCCUACCUACUCCUGAAAGGCUGCCGAGCUACACCAGUCCUCAGUCUUUAACCCCAUUCAUAAUGGAAGUGCCCAUGGUAUCUUCCAGAGGCAUCAUCUAUUCGAACAAUAGCUUACAUGAAGACUGCAAUGGGCAGUGCCUACAAGAGUCUCAUUCUGCCAAUAAAAAAUUAUAUGGAUUACAGAAUCCUGGAAACAUUUUCCAGCCAAACUCCAUUGCUCACGAAGAAUUCAGUUGCCCUUUUCAUCCUCAUAAUGGCUGUUGUAGUUACAACUUCUCCAUGGCACCUAGACUGGAAAAUUCUGCCAAUCACCUCAGUGAAAAUGUCAGCAGUCAGAUUUCUUUUGAAGAAGACAGAUGUGGUCAUUCCCAUUGGUACCCUGCAAGCAACCAUUGCCUUUAA